This is a messenger RNA of Penicillium argentinense, 318 nucleotides long. RefSeq lists its product as uncharacterized. The record is from RefSeq and is a predicted model, not a curated record. Lineage: Eukaryota; Fungi; Ascomycota; Eurotiomycetes; Eurotiales; Aspergillaceae. The transcript is spliced from 3 exons. The coding region runs from base 1 to 318 and encodes 105 amino acids.
AUGCGCGUCUCCGCUGUCCUCUUCACCCUCACUUCCACCCUUGCCCUGGGCUCGGCAACCAAGAUCAACAUGAGCUGCGACUUCGCCAAAGACCACACCGGAAUGGUCCAGUCUCCCUACUGCUGCCGUGAUCUGAAGCCUGCUAUGAACAACCCUAAGCUCAAAAACGGACAGACCGUCAAUGAGGCCGAGGACUGCAAAUCGUUGAAGACUCCUCAGCUGUGUGAAGACCAAUCUCGACCUGCUUGCUGCUACGAAAUCGGCCCCAAGAAAAUUUGCACGUCGCACGCCGUUUUCCAGAACGUGGAAGAUAUCUAA